Molecule: messenger RNA, 1344 nt
Organism: Symbiodinium sp. CCMP2456
Lineage: Eukaryota; Dinophyceae; Suessiales; Symbiodiniaceae
Source: the annotation of a GenBank genome assembly
GAGAGGAAGAAGGUCGAGAGCCAUCCAGACUACAGAGCGUUCUUUGAGCGGGCCACCCUUCUGGUGGAGAGGGUCCUCGGCCAGGAGACCUGGGAUUUGGCUCUUGACUUCAAAAACACCUCGGCCGAGGGUGUGGAGGGCGAGGGUGGAGGCGCAGAUGCCUUGAAGCACGUGGACGACUAUGUGGAGGACAAGUGGUCGCGCGGUCGUCCCGUGACAGACCUUCGCUUUUCACCGCACAACAAGGAGAUCUUCAUCGCCGCCUAUCACCAGAAAUCGAACCCCGAACUAUCGGAUCCAGAUGGCUGCAUGCUCGUGUGGAACCUUUCCAUGAAGAGCCGGCCGGAGGUUGUUUUCUCUGCGCCCAGUGCCGUCUUGACAGCCAUUCCCCACAAGUUCGAUCCUGCCUUGCUUUAUGGAGGCACCUACUCUGGUGGCAUCGUCUUGUGGGACACUCGGCAGAAGGCUGGUCCGGUGCUGAAGACCCCUCUGAGCGGUAAAGGUCAUGCGCAUCCCGUCACUGCCAUGGAGCAAGUGGGCACUCAGAAUGCGACAAAUCUCGUCACAGCCUCGAACGAUGGGAGACUCUGCGUCUGGUCGCUCGCAAUGCUGAACCAGCCACAGGAGACCGUGGACUUGAAGCACGAGAGCAAAGGUCGGAGAGAGCCCUCGGUGAUGUCCCUGUCCUUCCCAGAGAACGAGACCAAUGUGCUCUACGUGGGUUCCGAGGAUGGCGCCAUGUGGCAGGUGAAUCUCCGAGGUACCAAGACUGGGAUCACUGAGCUCUACGAUGGGCACGAUGGUCCUGUAACUGGCGUCCACAUGCAUCCUCAUCAAGGAAACGACUCUGGUAUCUCUGCGGAUACCACGACGGACUUGUGUUUGACAAGCUCGUUCGAUUGGAGCAUCAAGCUUUGGAGGGUAAAGCAGUUCCAGUCUCCGGUCCUCUCUCUGGAUACGUUCGAGGACUAUGUCUACGAUGUGAGAUGGCAUCCCACGCAUCCGGCGGUCUUCGCCUCCACGGAUGGCGAAGGGCACAUCGACCUCUGGAAUCUGAAUAAGAACAUCGAGCUGCCGGUACUACGAUGUGAGAACCCCAAUGGACGGAGGCUGGCGUUGAACAAGUGCCACUGGUCCAACGAUGGGCGGAAGCUCGCAGCAGGGGACAGUGAGGGUACGGUCAGUGUCUUCGCUGCGGAUCGCACUGUCGCGCAACCGAGGAACGAAGACUUCUUGCAGUUCCAGGAGCGGGUGCGACAGCUGAAGCCCAUCGUUCAGCGCACGCGGGAUUCGGGGUAUGGCGACGCUCGCCUGGCCGCGAUGGCGAAAGGUUUGGCACACUAG